Molecule: messenger RNA, 892 nt
Organism: Eutrema salsugineum
Lineage: Eukaryota; Viridiplantae; Streptophyta; Magnoliopsida; Brassicales; Brassicaceae
Product: phosphatidylinositol-glycan biosynthesis class F protein
Exons: 8
Coding region: 50-751 (233 amino acids)
Biological process (GO): GPI anchor biosynthetic process
Cellular component (GO): endoplasmic reticulum membrane
Source: RefSeq, a predicted model, not a curated record
ACGUCUUCUUCACUCGUUCUGAUUCCCGAAGACGGGAUCAGGGAAAGCCAUGAAAGAGGCUACGAAGAAGAAGAAGCCAGUAACAUCCAUUGGUGUAUGUAGCGAUGCUUCGAUAUCAGCCUCGGGGGCGUCUUUUGUUUAUUUGAUUACUGGAUUGUCUCUGGCCGUCGGAUUCUGGGUGGCCCGAAACAAAUUUUCCGUCGAUCUCGUCUCUAAUCCAUCUCUCACUCUUUGUCUCCUCUGGAGUAUCGAGUUUCCGAUUGUGAUAUUCGUCUACAGCUUUUUCCGGAGAUCACCAGAGAAAUUUUCGUAUUUUAGAGCUCUUGGGCGAAGCAUAAUAGGACUAUUUUCCGGGGCCUUUAUGAAUGCUUUGGGAGCAAUUGCUUUGGGUGCACCUAUUGGAACGCAAUAUCUACCAAAAACAAUUCACUGGUCCUUUCUAAUGUCUGUUUUCACGUUUGUACCCGCAACUGCAGUUUUUGGUGCAUCAUGGACAGAUUGGCAUCGAGUAUUCGCCUCGAUGAAACCAAGUGGAAAUAUAGAAUAUAUGAUCUUUAGUCCAGCAUAUGGAGCAAUUAUUGGUGGAUGGUUUGGAGCUUGGCCUAUGCCGCUCGACUGGGAAAGGCCAUGGCAGGAGUGGCCUAUAUGUGUGUGUUACGGAGCUAUAGGAGGCUACAUUGCUGGACAAAUUGUCUCCUUGAGUGUGAUGUUUUUUCUCAGGAAACACAACAAAAAUUUGAAGCUAGCCUAGAAUAGAUUGAUGGUGUCUGGAUCUGCAGAAUGAGUUUCAUUUUUGUUUUGGCUUGAUUGCUAGAUUGAGUGACAACAAACGAGGUUAAGUUUUUGUUAGCUUGAACAAUUUUGUUAUUUCCACAUAGAAUCAAGUGUUUCA